Paramormyrops kingsleyae is the source of this 3119-nucleotide messenger RNA. RefSeq names its product protein phosphatase, Mg2+/Mn2+ dependent, 1J (gene ppm1j). Gene Ontology annotation, cellular component: mitochondrion. Lineage: Eukaryota; Metazoa; Chordata; Actinopteri; Osteoglossiformes; Mormyridae. Gene Ontology annotation, biological process: protein dephosphorylation. The record is from RefSeq and is a predicted model, not a curated record. Gene Ontology annotation, molecular function: [pyruvate dehydrogenase (acetyl-transferring)]-phosphatase activity.
AUGAUAAGCAAAGUGAAGAAUGCGAUGUCCACGCUGGUCGGCGGCAUCAUGCCGCACGGCUCCCAUCAGCACGGCUCCGGCAACGCGCAGAACUGCGGCUCCGAGGGUUUGCCUCCGCGAUUCGCCUACUCCCGACCCGAAUUUCUGGAUCUAACGGCGGAGCUGCUGCAGUACUCGACCGAGCAUGCAUCGAGACCGGUCCUCACGCCGAAACGGGACGCCAAGAUGUCCUGGCGGACUGGAUACGCUGAGGUUAUCAAUGCUGGGAAGAGCAUGCUGAACGAGGACCAAGCAUGCUGCGAGCGGCUGUUCGUUAAGAAGAUCAGCGGCAAGCAGAGACACUCGGUGAUGCUGGAAGAGAACGGGGAUGGCACGGGCAUCCCGCUCCACUUCUGGGGUGUCUUUGAUGGCCAUGCAGGCUCUGGAGCUGCCAUCAUGGCCUCCAGACUGCUGCACCGCCUCAUCCGGGACCGCCUAUGUGACAUCGCACACCUGCUAGAGAACCCAAGUCAAGCGCCCCCUAUCUGCUUGACCAAGAAUGGCAGCCCCUACCAGGUGGACUCAAAAAAGGGGGUAACGCAGGAAGAGGAUCCAGACUCCCCCUGUGACCCCUCAACCCGCUUUCAUAUGGAGAAGACUGUCAGUCUGGAGGCUUUGGUGAUGGGAACCAUUGAAAAUGCCUUCAAACAGAUGGACGACCUGAUCGAGAAGGAAAAGAUGUCUUACAGCAUAUCUGGAGGCUGCUGUGCUUUAGCCGCAGUCCAUUUGAUGGGGAAACUUUACGUGGCUAAUGCAGGAGAUAGCAGAGCCAUCAUCAUCCGCAACAAGGAGGUCAUUCCCAUGUCCAGCGAGUUCACUCCUGAGACUGAGAGGCAGCGUCUGCAGUACCUUGGUUUCCUUAGGCCAGAGCUGCUGGGGAAUGAGUUUACCUACAUCGAGUUCCCACGAAGGAUCCAGUACAGUGAGCUGGGCAAGAAGAUGCUCUUCAGGGAUCACACCAUGACUGGAUGGGGUUACAAGACAAUCGUGGAGGAAGACCUCAAGUUCCCUUUGAUAUACGGAGAAGGCAAAAAAGCUCGGGUCAUGGCCACCAUCGGUGUGACGCGGGGACUCGGUGAUCACGACCUGAAGGUGUACAACUCCAACAUCCACAUCAAGCCCUUCCUGUCCUGCUGCCCGGAGGUGCAGGUUUACAACCUAAUGGAGUAUGAGCAUGGCCCUGAUGAUGUUAUGGUUAUGGGAACAGAUGGAUUAUGGGAUGUCACCACGGAUAAGGAGGUUGCCGACGCGGUGACAAACUUCCUGUCAGGUUGUGACCCUAUCGACCCUAUGAGGUACACGCUGGCUGCCCAGGAUUUGCUGAUGCGCUCACGGGGGGUGCUGAAGGAGCGAGGCUGGAGGCUGCCCAACGACAAGCUUGGCUCUGGGGACGACAUCACUGUGUUCGUCAUCCCUUUGGCAGGACACAAGGGAGAGACAUGACAGGUCCCCACCCUGAGGAGCGCUCCCCAACACCUGCCCCCCCAGAAAUGGAAGGGUGGGGCCUAUGCUCCUCAAGCAUGAGAGCCUCCACUAGCCAAAUUUUUUCAUCUCUUCUCCAGUAACUCCCACAUUCAUUGUUACUCAUGCUCCAAGUGUUAGAUGACAUGGUCACCUUCUGUAAUACCCCCACUUCCUGUAUGUGUUUUUUAUAUAUAUAUAUAUAUAUAUAUAUAUAUUUUCUCCGCUUAUGCUAACUCGUUGCAUAAGUUUGCUGUGAGGAAUCUCCAUGGUUACCGAUUCUCAGCCCGCCGGCUUCGGCUGCUUAUCGGCAGACUGUGCGAGUGAUCCAUUGCAAUAUGAGAGCAUUCUAGCCAGAAUCUAUGAAGGAACACGCCAAGGCUGUGACCGGCGUGUGCAGAUUAGCAACGACAUGACACAAGUCUUGUCUGUGUCUCUCCUGUAAUCGUAUGGAGUGGAUGCGAAGUUACUAGAAUUGUGACCAAAAGACAGCAGGCUCCGGUCCAAGGUGGAACGUGCCUUGUAAAUGAAGAACAUUUUCACUCUUGGAGCGUAAUACUGCUCUGGUGGUGAAUCCCUGUCCAUCAAUGGGAAACUGAUAAUGAAGGUAAAUGAAUUUAAGCACUUUGUGUCCAACAGUUGAGUGGAAGGUAAUGAUUUUUCCUUUGUAGCAUUACCUUCAGUGGACUUCAAAGAAUGUUUGUCUUAGACUGCUGAUCUACAGGGAUUUUAAUUAGCUCGUUUGGCAAAAAGGGAUCUGAAAGAACAAAAAAAAAGACAGUAGAUGACAGGAACUAAAUAAUCUGACCCUGUGAGAACACCCAGGAGUCUGGGACGGUUGGGAUCAUGUUUGUCUUGUUGAGUCUAAGGACAGUAUAAAGAGCACCCCAAUAUCAUUUUUGGUAGUUGUAGCAAAACCAGUCAUUUUGUAAUACUCUGAUACUAGCUAAUGCUAAAUUAUGCUUUUAGAAGGCUAACACAAAAUCUGAGCCUGCCUUUACAUAUCAUUGGAUAACAUAUGUCUGCUGCCAGUCACUACAAAGUCAGUGAUUGGUUAAGUACAGUAUUGACUGCCUUCCUGCUACCUGCGGUGGAUCUGAAGUUGUCUGUGGGUGAGUAUUUGUCAGUGACCAGUUUGAAUAUCUGUCAAGGAAACGCUUGUCAGUGCAUGCUUCUGUAGCAUUUGGUAUUUUGUCGGUUGCCUUCAAGUUUUCCAAAAAGGUAUGCAAGAGGAGCUAAAUAUUCUGUUGAUGUCAGAGACGUGACCCGAGACUGCCUUAAUGAGUUACAAAAAGUGUAAACGUGACACAUUUUAAACUGCACCUGUAAACUCAACAUUUUCUUCCUGCUGUUAUGACAAAACAUAGUUCCUAGAAAUGUAGUCCCUCUGCUGUCCACCCUAACCCUCAUUUACAUGAUUAAUUGUUGGAAAAGUGAACCUCAACUGUUUUGCAAUGUCAAACAUUUGAACUGUCACUAGCAUUGUAUAUCUGUACAGUGUAAAUUUUCAAUCAGAUUAUUAUUUGAUAUUUAUCAAUCUGUAGCAUAGACAAACUGUGGAGCUGAAUUAAAUAUAGUAAAAAAAAAAUAAUAAUAAUAAACCUUUUGAUAAGGAAAAA